This is a messenger RNA of Oryza brachyantha (malo sina), 4132 nucleotides long. RefSeq names its product ABC transporter B family member 21-like. NCBI's taxonomy places the organism in Eukaryota, Viridiplantae, Streptophyta, Magnoliopsida, Poales, Poaceae. The transcript is spliced from 12 exons. The coding region runs from base 13 to 3813 and encodes 1266 amino acids. Gene Ontology annotation, biological process: transmembrane transport. Gene Ontology annotation, cellular component: membrane. The record is from RefSeq and is a predicted model, not a curated record. Gene Ontology annotation, molecular function: ATP binding; ATP hydrolysis activity; ABC-type transporter activity.
GGAGGAGGAGGAAUGGCCGCGCGGGGCAGCGAGGGAGGAGGAGGAGGUGAGGAGGGGAAGGUGGGGCUGCACCGGCUGUUCAGGUUCGCGGACGGGGUGGACGCGCUGCUCAUGGCGGCCGGCGCGGCCGGGGCCGUCGCGAGCGGCGCCGCGCAGCCGCUCAUGAACCUCGUCUUCGGCGAGGUCGUCGACGCGUUCGGCUCCGGCUCCCACGACGACGUCCUCCACCGCGUCUCCAAGGUGUGCCUGAAGUUCUUCUAUUUGGCUAUUGGAUCAUGGUUCGCUUGCUUCCUCCAGGUUGCAUGUUGGAUGAUUACUGGCGAAAGACAAGCUGCCCGCAUUCGAGGGUUGUAUCUUGAAGCCGUAUUGAGGCAAGAUAUUGCAUAUUUUGAAAAGGAGAUGACAACUGGACAGGUAGUUGAGAGGAUGUCUGGAGAUACAAUACUCAUCCAGGAUGCAAUAGGUGAAAAGGUUGGGAAGUUUAUACAACUCACUGCUACAUUUGUGGGGGGUUUUGUAGUUUCUUUUGCUAAAGGAUGGCUUUUAUCAUGUGUCAUGCUCUCAAGUAUUCCUCCUAUAAUAAUUGCUGGAGCAACUAUGUCAUGGGUUAUAUCAAAGCUGUCAACCCAUGGUCAAUCCAAGUAUAAUGAAGCAGGGAAUGUUGUUGAACAGACAAUUGGAGCUAUCAGAACGGUUGCUUCAUUCAAUGGUGAGAACCGAGCCAUUGCAUUAUACAACAAAUACAUUCACAGUGCAUAUGUCUCUGCUGUUCAAGAAAGCACAGCAACUGGCCUGGGAUUUGGUUUUAUUAUGUUUAUCCUGUUCUGCACUUAUGGUCUAGCAGCAUGGUAUGGGGCAAAAUUGAUUAUCGAUAAAGGAUAUGAAGGAGGGCAAGUUGUCACUGUCUGGAUGGCAUUCAUGACUGGGGCAAUGUCACUGGGUGAGGCAACGCCAUGUAUGUCUGCUUUUGCUUCUGGGCAGGCUGCUGGUUAUAGAAUGAUGCAAACAAUCCAAAGAAUGCCAGCAAUUAAUUCUAGUGGAACAGAUGGUAUCCAAUUAGAGAACAUCAAAGGCGAUAUAGAACUGAGGAAUAUAUACUUCAGCUAUCCAUCUAGGCCUGACCAAUUGAUAUUUGAUGGGUUUUCGUUGCAUGUCUUGAGUGGCAUAACUAUGGCUAUAGUAGGAGAGAGUGGCAGUGGAAAGUCAACGGUGAUUAAUCUCAUCGAGAGAUUCUAUGAUCCACAGGCUGGUGAAGUUUUGAUUGAUGGUGUUAACAUAAAGACUCUGAGGCUUAGGUGGGUUAGGGAAAAGAUUGGCCUUGUCAGCCAGGAACCACUUUUGUUUGCCACUAGUAUCCGAGAGAACAUUGUCUAUGGCAGAGAAGACGCAACAACCGAGGAGAUAGUGGCUGCAACAGAGCUUGCUAAUGCAGCAAAGUUCAUUGACAAUCUACCUAAUGGCUUGGACACAAUGGUUGGUGAGCAUGGAGCUCAGCUAUCUGGUGGGCAAAAACAAAGAAUUGCAAUUGCAAGGGCUAUCCUUAAAAAUCCCAGAAUUCUGCUGCUUGAUGAAGCAACCAGUGCACUAGACUUAGAGUCUGAGCGAGUGGUUCAAGAGGCCCUUAAUAGAAUUAUGCAAGACAAGACCACAAUUGUAGUAGCUCAUCGGCUGAGCACCAUAAAAGAUGCUGACAGUAUAUCAGUCGUGCAGCAUGGAAGAGUAGUCGAGCAAGGCACACAUACUGAACUACUGAAGGACCCCGAUGGUGCAUACUCUCAGCUUGUCCAACUGCAGGGUGUAACUAAAGAACUGGAUAAAUCUGAUGCUGAUUAUCGAAGGUCCAUUUCAACUGUUCGAAGUGCUAUAUCCAUUAGCAAAUCUAGAAGCAGCAAUAAAUCAUUUAAGAAAUUAUUAAGUCGAGGAACUUCAUUUGGGAGUACUAGUGUGCAUUUAGUCACGGCAGCUGGUAUGAUAGUCCCUGAAAGCAUGUCUACUGAGGUACCAUCCAAGGUAUUAGAUGACAUUGAAGAGCACAAGAAGGUGCCCCUUUGUCGACUUAUUUCUCUUCACAAACCAGAGAUACCAGUUCUUCUAUUAGGUACAGCUGCUGCAGUUGUAGCAGGUAUUCUCUUUCCAAUGUUAGGUUUGUUGAUCUCCAGUUCCAUAAAAUCGUUCUAUGAGCCACCACAUCAGCUUCAGAAAGAUGCACGGUUCUGGACAUUGAUGUAUGUAGCAGCAGGAAUCGCUUCACUUAUUUCCCUGCCAGUGGAAAAUUUCCUAUUUGGAGUGGCUGGUGGGAAAUUGGUUGAGCGCAUCCGUUCUUUAUCUUUUAAAAGAAUUGUUCAUCAAGAAAUCAGUUGGUUUGACAAUCCCUCGAAUGCAAGUGGAACAAUUGGUGCGAGGCUAUCUGUUGAUGCUUCAAAUAUUCGGCGUCUUGUAGGAGACUCAUUAGCAUUGAUUGUUCGAAGCUCUGUUACAGUUCUUGCUGGAUUUACCAUUGCAAUGGUUGCAAACUGGAGGCUUGCCCUUGUUGCCACGGUAGUGCUUCCUUUGGGGGGUCUCCAGGGAUUUUUCCAGAUUAAGUUUUUGGAGGGAUUCAGUGCAAGUGCCAAGGUCAAAUAUGAAGAAGCAACUCAAGUAGCACAUGACGCUGUCAGUAGUAUACGGACUGUCGCUUCCUUCUGUGCUGAGCAUAGGAUAAUGAAGGCUUACUACAAAAAAUGUGAAGCUCCGGUGCGACAGGGGAUACGCCAAGGGAUUGUCAGUGGCUUAGGUUUCGGUAUAUCAUUCUUUGUACUGUAUUCUACAUAUGCCCUUUGUUUCUAUGUUGGAGCCAAGUUCAUGCUUGAUGGCAAGGCCACGUUCACUGAAAUAUUCAGAGUGUUCUUUGCUUUGCUGAUGGCAACCAUAGGAGUUUCCCAGACAAGUGCGAUGGGUUCAGAUUCUGCCAAGGCCAAGGCAUCGGCAUCUUCAAUAUUUGCCAUGAUUGACCGUGAAUCGAAGAUCGACUCGAGCAGUGAUGACGGCAUGGUCUUAGCUAAUGUGGCCGGUGAGCUCGAACUCCACCACAUUUGUUUCUCGUACCCGUCCCGACCAGAUAUACACAUAUUCAAAGAUCUGUCAUUGAGAAUACCAUCAGGAAAGAUGGUUGCCCUUGUCGGAGAGAGCGGCUGUGGAAAAUCAACCGUCAUAGCACUACUGGAAAGAUUUUACGACCCUGAUUCAGGAACAGUGACGCUCGACGGUGUCGACAUCAAGAAUCUGAAAGUUGGGUUUCUGCGGCAGCAGAUGGGGCUGGUGAGCCAGGAGCCCGUCCUGUUCAACGACACGAUUCGCGCCAACAUCGCCUACGGCAAGGAAGGCGAGGCCACGGAAGAGGAGAUCAUCGCCGUCGCGAAAGCCGCGAACGCGCACCAGUUCAUCUCGGCGCUGCCCCGGGGCUACGACACCUGCGCCGGCGAGAGGGGCGUCCAGCUCUCCGGCGGGCAGAAGCAGCGGGUCGCCAUCGCCAGGGCCAUCCUGAAGGACCCCAGGAUUCUUCUGCUCGACGAGGCGACGAGCGCGCUGGACGCCGAGUCGGAGCACGCCGUCCAGGCGGCGCUGGAGGCGGUGAUGGUCGGCCGGACGACGGUCGUGGUGGCUCACCGGCUGUCCACGAUCAGGGGCGCCGACGUGAUCGCCGUCCUCAAGAACGGCGAGGUUGUCGCCACGGGGAGGCACGAGCAGCUCAUGGCGCAGAAGGAUGGCGUGUACGCUUCGUUGGUGGAGCUCCGCUUGAGCUCCGAACGCGCCGGUGACUCCAGGCCCUCGUGACCAUGAUCUGAUCACUGUGCCAUGGGAUUGCAUGACGAAACUGUACAUUCGUAGUAAGAUUGUAAAUAGCUUGGAAAAGGUUGUGUCGAAUACCUGACCAUCGUCGCAGCACUUGUAACUCGCAGUACCGUGAAAUAUUGCAUGUAAAUAUGUAAUACGCGUUUCGUUUGUAAGACGCAAAAUCAAAGCAUUGCAGUACAACUGAUAUACAAAAAUGUAGGGGGAAAUGCUUGAUGAGGAUAACUUAUCGCGUGAUGGACUACAUAUAUGUACAAACAAAUGAGCUAACAAGCUUGCAGUUAUCAAGUACUCCCUCCGU